AUGGAUACAGAAGAUCACACCAUUGAGGCCCGAGCCGCAGCCACCACCGCCAACCCUUGGAAUGGCAAAACGCUCUUUGUCAAUCCUGUCUGGGCCAAUAAGUUGGAGCCCACAUACAAAUUGUUCAAGAACCGGACAGAUGAGGCAAACGCCGCCAAGGUCAGAGUCGCUCAGGGCACUGGCACGUUUGUCUGGAUCUCCAGCAAGGCGAAUCUUCCCGACAUCGACCAGGCCAUCUCAUCCGCCCGUGCCAAGGAGAAACUCACGGGAGUCCAACAGAUGGUAGGGUUGGUUCUCUACGAUAUUCCAGGCAGAGACUGGAGUGGGGGAAAGAGCUGGGGAGAAUUUCCAGCCACCGAGGCCGGCUUGACGGCUUAUAAGGAGACUUACAUCAAGCCUUUUGCAAAGAAGGUUGCUGCGGCCACGGACUUGGACUUUGCCAUCAUCCUGGAGCCAGACGCGAUGGGGAAUCUUGUGUCUCAAAGAAAAGAUCAAGAAUUCGUCAAACUAGUUGCCCCUUUGUAUGAAAGGGCGAUUGCCUAUUCAAUCAUGUCGCUGCAGUUCUCGCACAUCAGUCUGUAUAUAGACGCAGCGAACGGUGGUUGGCUAGGAUGGGACGAUACUCUUGGACCUACUGCCACCGAGUUGGCCAAAAUCUUCAAGAUUGCCAAGGACGCUUCAAAGGGUCGCGCAAUCCAGAUUAGGGGAUUCUCAACCAACGUGUCCAACUUCAACUUGUUCAACGCCAAGGGCCCGGAAUCAUAUACCGUGCCGUCGAAGUCGUGGGAUGAGUCCCACUACAUCUUGGCGCUUGUUCCGUAUCUCAAACAGGUGGGGCUACCGUUGCGAUUCAUUGUCGACCAGAGUCGCAAUUCUAUUCCAGGUAAAAGAAAGUCGUGGGCGGACUGGGGUAAUCUCAACCCUGCCUCGUUUGGGAUACGUCCUGGAACACCUGUGGGAAACCAAUACGUGGACAGCAUCGUCUGGGUGAAACCCCCGGGCGAGAGUGAUGGACAAAAUAUUACAGGGGGGUUCCCAGGAGCACCAAAGGCGGGAGUUUGGUUUCCCCAGUAUGUUGAGAUGCUGUUCAAUAAUACCAAGUUUUGA
Messenger RNA from Ilyonectria robusta, 1107 nucleotides. Its product is annotated as exoglucanase 3. The coding region runs from base 1 to 1107 and encodes 368 amino acids. The record is from RefSeq and is a predicted model, not a curated record. The transcript is spliced from 2 exons. Gene Ontology annotation, biological process: cellulose catabolic process. Gene Ontology annotation, molecular function: hydrolase activity, hydrolyzing O-glycosyl compounds. Lineage: Eukaryota; Fungi; Ascomycota; Sordariomycetes; Hypocreales; Nectriaceae.